Osmia bicornis bicornis is the source of this 2356-nucleotide messenger RNA. It is a transcript of the gene Rint1, whose product is annotated as RAD50-interacting protein 1. The record is from RefSeq and is a predicted model, not a curated record. Gene Ontology annotation, cellular component: Dsl1/NZR complex. Gene Ontology annotation, biological process: retrograde vesicle-mediated transport, Golgi to endoplasmic reticulum; regulation of ER to Golgi vesicle-mediated transport; endoplasmic reticulum to Golgi vesicle-mediated transport. The coding region runs from base 39 to 2249 and encodes 736 amino acids. NCBI's taxonomy places the organism in Eukaryota, Metazoa, Arthropoda, Insecta, Hymenoptera, Megachilidae. The transcript is spliced from 13 exons.
GCCAUUUUUAAAACAAUGAAUAUUUAUAAUAUAACAAUAUGGCAGGUACAAAAGAAAAAAUUUUACAAAAAUUCAAUGCAGAGCUAGGUUCUGAUUUAGAUAGACCGAAUAAAAUAUAUGAAUUUCAUCAGCGUCUUAUUGCACAAAAGAAUGAAAUUGAAAAAUCGCUGUCGAUGGCAUCAACAGAAGCCCCUUCAAAAGUAAAAGCUGUGAUAGAAAGUGUUGAAAACAUUAACACUGAAUUUCAAAGAUUAGAACAGUCUUCUAUAGAGUUCAGAUCAAGCGUACAAGAGACAAUAGAUGAAAAUGAUAAAACUUUAAAUGUUCAAGAAAUUAUUGAUGCUAUAAGUUAUUUAGAGAAAUCCUUAUCUUAUUUGAACUUCAUAAAAUAUGUUGAAGAUAUUAGUGAUGAAAUAGAAACAUGUUUAACACUUGGUGAUGAUGAAUCAGCUAUCUCAUUAUACACAAAUCUUACAAAUAUUAGCUGCCAGUUGAGGUCAUCAGCUUGCCAUUAUCUCCAGAUUUAUACAAAUGAAACGCUACGCUAUUGGCACAAUCUUAUAAAGGAUAAAUUAUCCAAAGAAUAUAAUGAUGUAUUGAAAGCACUGAAGUGGCCCUUUUGUGGUAGUAAUACAAGUUCAUUGAAUACAUCCAUCCCAGAGACAUUAACUAAAUUUAAGAUACUUACAAAAUAUUUAUUACAUUUGCAGUUACCAGAAGAAUCUGUUAAAUCAGUGGUAACAUCUGUAUUAUUAACAGACUUUAAACCUGUGAGUUUGCCAAUUUCACUGAUGGUGCGACCACUUAGACAGAGGUUCAUAUAUCAUUUCACAGGUACAAAGUUAACAAAUCGACAAGAUAAACCAGAGUGGUUUUUUACCCAGGUACUAACAUGGAUCAAAGAUCAUGUUCAGUGGGUACAAAAGAAUGUACAACCAACUGCGAAUUCAAUAGGUUUUAAUCACGUAGAUAUGAAGGUAGAAUUUAUGCGGGCUUUGGUGCAGUUAGCAGUUGAAAAACUCCAUUCCGAACUAUCGUUAGUACAAUACGAUGAUGUUUUGUUUGCUCAUUUAGUUGACGAGGCUCUGAGUUUUGAAAGAGAGUUGAGAGAAACUUUAUUUUAUCCUUCUGCUCAGCCAGCCACUGUUUUCGUUCUUACACAAGCUCAUAUCUUUGUCAAAUGGAUUAAUAUGGAAAAAAAAUAUGCUACUGAAAAGAUGGAUGUUAUUUUAAAUUCAAGUGCAGCUUGGGAAAAGUUAAUAAAUUCCGACAGUGAUGAUAUGAAAGUAACAGAGUGUGCAGAUGCUUUUCUUACUCUUCUUACUACGAUCUCCGAUAGGUACAAGCAUUUGCCUCAACCAGGUCACAGGUUACAGUUCCUUGAACUUCAGUUGGAGCUUAUUGACGAUUGGAGAAUAAGAUUACUUCAGUUGUUAUGUGAAAAUUAUGAACACCUAUCAUACCAUGUAUUCUUAACGUCUCUCAUUCCCUGUAUUCUUAAUACCUUACAUUACGUUGCAACUGUCUUAGAAGAAUGGGGUGUGACAGUGCAUUUCUUGCAAUUGUAUUUUUUCAAAAAACAAUUCGAAGCAGUCGAAACUGCAACGUUAGAAGGAAAUAACAUCACUAAAAAUGUAGGCGAAGUUGAGGGUACGGUAUUUGAUGAAGCAGUAGGACUUUUAAGAAGAUCGGAGGAAGAAUGGAUAAAUGAAAUUACCGACUCCGUUGCUUUGGACGUAAAAGCAAAAAGCAGACCGUAUAGAACAGAUAAGUGGUUCGCAAUGCAGUCUACUAAAGAAGUAAUUUCGUUAUCGGUCACUCCAAGUGGUUACUCUAUGUUUCAAGAAUUAGCAACGCAACUUAAUCUACUACAUAACACGCUUGCGUUGCCUCUAUUUCAUCAAGCUUGGAAAAAUUUGGCUUCACAGUUUGAUCAAUUUCUUUUAGAAGAAGUUGUUCUGGUGAAUCAUUUUAACGUGGGUGGGGCCGAACAAUUGCAACAUGAUGUUUUCAGAAAUUUGUUCCCAUUAUUUGGCUUAUAUAUCAGCGAGCCAGAAUCGUAUUUUCCACUAAUUAAAGAAGCGUGCAUUUUAUUAAAUAUCAUGUUGGGUUCGGCAAUGUUACUACGUGAAGCUCUUAAUGACGAAAUUACAGGGAAAGAAGUGUUAGCAGAAAUUGGAGUACAUAAGAUGACUCCUGAACUUGCCCUAAAAGUAAUUGGAACAAGAACAGAUAUCACAAACGUAUAAAAUAUUUUUUUUUAAGUUAAUUUGUUGUAUAAUCUUAUAAACAUUAGAUUAUAUUUUUUUUUGUACAAUAAUAUUGAUAAGUGAAAUUAUAUUACAUUCCUAAAUUA